AUGUGCAGGGCAGAGAAGCUUCCUGCUGGAGCCCUGACCUCUGGCGAGGCUGGAGGUUGCCCGCCCGUCCUCUGCCCAGGGUGGGCAGCCCCGGCCUUGCCUCUUCCUGCUCACCCGGGCUCCCUUUCCAGUGCCCUAGUGUCCCCAGGCAGAGCGCCCUCGCCCGGCCCCCAGCUCCACCCGAAGCAGGGGAGGAGGUGCUGUGUGGAGGUUGCCCUGAGGGUCACUUCUGGGGUUGGCAGAGGCUCCUGGGGCCUGGGCCCUGCCCAGCCACAACUCUUGGGACGAGCAGGCCCCCUGAGUUCACGGGAUGCUGCAAGGCUCAGAGGUAGCGACGGAGCUGUGUCCCCACUCAGCGUGGGAAGACACUGGGACUUGAGCUGCGGGCGCCAGUUCAGGCUGCAGCUUCCUUUCCUCCUGCUCCGGGAAAUACUUUCUUAUCAGGACCCCUCUUGGCAUAGCUGGACCACAAGGAAGGCCACGUGGAAAGCUGAGAAGGCCCGCGUGGGCUCAAGUGGGCAGGCUGCAGGAUGCAGGUCUCCAGCGGACUUUGGCGUGAAUGCUUCUCAUCUGCCUAAACUUCCUUCCCUGAGUCCUCGCUUUCCAUGCACACGUUGGUUGUUUUUCACCCUCCUCAACCCUCGGAGCUGUCCCAUCAGGGGAAACCCGUGCCACCUCUGGAACGGAGGAGGGAACCCAGGGCCCUGCAUGUGGGAAGCACUUGCUCCACCCCCUGGGAAGCGCUUCCUCUGUGCAGGGCAGGUGGGCUGGACUUGUCUGUGUCUCUGUCAGUCUAUGUGAGCUGAGGUUGACAGUAACUGCAUUUGAGGAUCAGUGUAAUAACAACCAGCUUUUCAAUAAAGCAAUCACCAUGU
Heterocephalus glaber (naked mole-rat) is the source of this 875-nucleotide messenger RNA. The record is from RefSeq and is a predicted model, not a curated record. Lineage: Eukaryota; Metazoa; Chordata; Mammalia; Rodentia; Bathyergidae.